Messenger RNA from Tetrahymena thermophila SB210, 1401 nucleotides. RefSeq names its product kinase domain protein, putative. The transcript is spliced from 3 exons. NCBI's taxonomy places the organism in Eukaryota, Ciliophora, Oligohymenophorea, Hymenostomatida, Tetrahymenidae. The record is from RefSeq and is a predicted model, not a curated record.
AUGUCAAUUUAUUUUCAUGGAAUCCCUGCCACCUCAACAUAUAAAAAUAUAUUUUAAAUAAAAGUAAUUGCUUCAGAUGGAUAUACUUCUACAUAUGAUAUUUUUUAUAUUGAUACUUCAGGAAUAUCUUUUUAAUUUAUAAUUAAUUUGCUGCUAAAAAUUUUACCACCAAUAUUUACAAUUUUAGGGCUUUAUAAAUAUAGGAGUUUUUUUAUAAAUAAAAUAUUUAAAUAAUAAGUAUUUUUUUCAACAGAGUAAACAAAAAUAGGAGAGAUUCUUAUAAAAAAAAUUCCUCUUUUAGGCAACAAUAUGAUAAUUUGUAGAUUAAUAUUUAAAGGUUUUUUAAAAAAAAUAGAAAAAUAAUCGAAAAAAUAAGAAAAAGGUUAGAAUAGUUAAUUAUUAUAACCUAAUUAGAAUUAAAUAAAAAUAAAAGAAAAUAAUCUUACAGAAAAUUCUGUUAAGAAUUAAUAAAUUAAAUUACACAAAUUCACAUAUAAAUUUGUAACCAGUUCAAAUAAUAAAAAAAUUAAAUAGGCACUUGAUAAUACUAUUAAAAUAAUACAUUAAGACAAUAUAAAUACUAAAAGCAAUAUUUUAUAAAUAAAAUAUCUCAUGAAAAAUGGAAAUGUGGAUUUUGAUUAAGUUUUAAAAGAUAUUUUUAAGUUUAAUAUUACAUUUAAACAUAAUAAUAUUAAAUAUGAAGCGAAUUAGUUUAAUAGUGAAUUUAAAAAUAAAAAUUCAAUUAUUUAUAGAGGACUAAAAGCUUUAAUUUCACGUUAUUUGUUAAAGUUAGACUUUAGGUCCUAUUCAGUAUAUAACAUAGAUGAUUUAGAUUAGUAAGCGAUAUGUCCAUUUCCGGAAUGUUAACUAAACUUAAAUUAAUUAAAACUUAUAUUAAUGGAUUUAUAAAUCAUUAAGCAAAUGAAUUAAUCAUAUGAGUCAAUAAUUGAUUAACAGUUUAAUCCGCAUCUCAUACGAGAAGUGCUUAUUUCAGAUGCUCUAGGAUUGGUGGAUUAUAAACCAUCUGUAUUUCACCCUUGUGUUGGUGAAUCAAUUCAUUUAUUUUCGUACUAAAUACAUUCAAUUGAAGCUUAUUAACAGUUAAAAAGCGUUGGAUGUUUCACUCAAAUUCAAAAAUUUUUAAAUAUUGAUUAUGUAUAAUUUGGUAUUCAUAAGAAUAUGUCUUUACCAAAGUGGAUUAAAGUGUAAAAUAAUAAUAAUGUAGUAAUUUUAAAAGCGAAUCCUAAAUCUUAAGAUUUUGGAAAAAUCUUAAUAAAAAUAUUUGAUUUAGAUUAGUAUAUUGUAAAACAAUAUUUUUUAGAAGUCAUUAAUGGAAAUUAAGAAGAAAGCAAUUAUUAGAAAUAAUAAAUAACCAAUUAGUAUAAAUUAAUUAAAUUAUGA